AUGGCGGCGGCACUCCCAGCAAAGCUCAAAGCAGCCGCGCCCGAUGUCGGACGAUUCGCAACCAGAGCGGCUCAGCUCGAGAAGUUCAGGCCGGUAGUGGCAUAUUGGUGCGAAUACUACAUCCUGCAAAAGGUCCUCGAGAAACAGCUGCACACCACCGACGAAGAAUGCACCGCAUACGCUAUCCAGCUCAUGGAUAAGCUCGAACAAUACAAGUCGGAAAACAGCACCAACGAUGCAGUGGUAGACGAUGUGGCGGCCAAGGCAUAUAUCGAAAAUUUCGCGCUCGAGACGUUCAACAAGGGCGACGAGGCACAACGGACCAACAAGGUCACGAAACAGACGGCAGACACUUUUCAGGCAUCGGCUACAUUCAUGGAUCUGCUAGGGAUAUGGGGUCCUCUGGAACCUGAGUUUCAGGCCAAGAGCAAGUUUGCCAAGUUCCAUGCACUGCGUGUAGCAAAAGCCUUCAAGGCGGGAGAAGAUCCAAAUGCCUCGAAUCCAGUGAUAGAAGAGCCAGCCCAGCCCGAACAUAUGCCCAUGGACGAUGGUAUCGAACAGGAGCUGAAGAAUCUGGAGAACGACGCUCGUGUCUAUAAACAGCCGACUGUGGAGAGUGCGGCUGAGAGCAGGCAACCGUCUCGACCUCAUUCGAUCAUGCAGAACGACCUGCAGACUGGAGGCACACCCCUGCCACCCCAAGCAGAACCCGAUGUAUCGCCCAUUGAUCAAGCAGAAGACAUCAACAGUCGAGCCGGAUCGAUAGGUGGUGGCUACUUCCCAGCGGGACCGGGAGAAGUCCAGCCAACAGGUGCGCCCCUAAACGUCAACAGCGUCGCCUCGGUCGAUCAGCCACCAUCAGCGCCAUCAACAUUUGCAACUUCUGAUCUGGCUGAUUUUCACGGGCAAUCACAAGCACCACCAAGCGCACCGAGUCCCGGUAGCUUUGGCAUUGGAACACCGAAUCGACCGAGCGCCCCUACAUCAUACCAGAGGCACACUCAGCUACCAUCAGCUCCAUCGAUACACGUUCCAUCCCCAGUAGCACCUGUCCCAGCACCUCAGCAAGCUCCUCCGCUACGCGCACAGCCUGCUGUCGGUACAGGACCGCCGCCAGGAGGAUAUCGCACAGACGACGACUCAGUCAUGGCGGCGCAAAAGCAUGCCAAGUGGGCGAUAUCAGCUUUGAACUUCGAGGACGUCAACACUGCUGUCAAAGAACUCAGAAGCGCUCUGAACAGUCUUGGUGCGAGCUGA
Fulvia fulva is the source of this 1257-nucleotide messenger RNA. Its product is annotated as Vacuolar protein sorting-associated protein vts1. Gene Ontology annotation, biological process: late endosome to vacuole transport via multivesicular body sorting pathway. NCBI's taxonomy places the organism in Eukaryota, Fungi, Ascomycota, Dothideomycetes, Mycosphaerellales, Mycosphaerellaceae. The record is from RefSeq and is a predicted model, not a curated record. Gene Ontology annotation, cellular component: multivesicular body. Bases 1 to 1257 code for a protein of 418 amino acids. The transcript is spliced from 2 exons.